This is a messenger RNA of Penicillium bovifimosum, 414 nucleotides long. RefSeq lists its product as uncharacterized. Lineage: Eukaryota; Fungi; Ascomycota; Eurotiomycetes; Eurotiales; Aspergillaceae. The record is from RefSeq and is a predicted model, not a curated record. Bases 1 to 414 code for a protein of 137 amino acids. The transcript has 2 exons.
AUGUUUGGAGGAAGCCAAGCUGCCGAUCGGAAAGACUGGAGAAGGAAAAGCGCAGACGAGCAGCUUCAAACCACCAAGACAAUGGGCAUGGUCUUCGAAUACAUUAAUCACCCAGAUGUAUGGGAGAAGUUCUGUGCCACAUACGAAGCCAUCUAUAACCGUCUAGGUGAAUUUGACGAGUACCACUCUCGGAAAGGCAACAGCUUCCCUGUAUUGCAAGACGAAUGGCCCAAGUAUAUCGAUGUUGUUCUCAAGUCCAUGGCCAAUCGGUCAAGGGGGACUCUCUCGUGGAUGUUCCAGCAGCGAGCAGAGAAGAAGAACAAGUUCUACAGUCUCAUCUGGGGAAUCAAUGUUGGCAAGAAUGUUCGCAAGAUCACCUUGCCUGGGAAGUGUCCUAAUCUGCCUCGGUCUUAG